Messenger RNA from Phragmites australis (common reed), 468 nucleotides. RefSeq names its product RING-H2 finger protein ATL80-like. The record is from RefSeq and is a predicted model, not a curated record. The transcript has a single exon. NCBI's taxonomy places the organism in Eukaryota, Viridiplantae, Streptophyta, Magnoliopsida, Poales, Poaceae. Bases 1 to 468 code for a protein of 155 amino acids.
AUGGACGGCUUCGAUCCUCCUCCUGGCCCGGUCCCCGCCGGCGGCAGCCUGCCGAUGCCGGCUUCGGGCUCGACGCUUUCCAACGUCGGCGCGUCGGGCGUGACGGCGGGCAGCGUCGACCUCCUGUUCCUCUACCUCGCCCGCCGCUUCAUCUGGCUGUACAACAAGGACGCUGCCGGUCAGGUCGCAGCAGCGUCCCCAUCCUCCUCCCGUGCAGCGGUUCCGUCGCUGCCGAUCUCGUGGCCCCGGCGCGGCGUGCCGCUGUCGCUGCUCCCGGAGUUCGUGCACAUGGCCGCGCCAGGAGCGGAGAGGGCGGAGUGCGCGGUGUGCCUGGCGGGGUUCGGGGAGCGGGAGGCCGGGCGCCUUCUACCGCGGUGCGGGCACGGGCUCCACGAGGAGUGCAUCGCAACGUGGCUCCAGGUCAACACGACGUGUCCGCUCUGCCGGGCCCCCGUGGCUGCCAAGUAA